GUCAGCAGUCGCGCCACAGCCGCCUUGGAUCGAUCGUGUCGCGCGCAAGAUAGAACGACGUGUUUCUCACACGUUUACUUUGAUAGUAGUGUGGUGUGGUGUGUGUGGAAAAUAGAGGACAGUUUUUCCGGACGCGUCGCGUGUCCGCGUGAAUGUGUGUGCGUAUGUUUUGAAUUAAUUCGAGUGCAUAAUCAAAGAAGAUAAAAAAAACACGCAAAGAGAAAGGGCACCAACACGCGCGUACGCUUGAUUUGGGUGUGUUCUUUUGUGUUGGACGUUCAUGUCUAAUUGAACAGAUGCCACAAAGUCUCUCAACUACAUCAGUGUGUGCGUUAUUUGGUUAGAUUGUGAACGGGACCAAAAACGCAAAAGCAACGUAAAACGCAGCUGAGAAUCAAAAGUGAAAGGGGAACCAUCAGGCAGGCAGAUCGAGUGAACGGUGAUGUGUAUCUUGUUCAUCUACGUCAACAGUGGCCACGGUGGCGAUGGCGAUCCGGUGCUCGGCGAGUAUCGGCUCAUACUGGCCUCGAACCGGGAUGAGUACUACGCCCGACCGGCCAAGAUCGCCGGACCCUGGGACGAGAGUCCGCACGUGAUUGGAGGCCGUGACAUGGAACCUGGUCGCGAGGGUGGCACCUGGCUUGCGAUCGGCAGCGACAUCCCGGCCGGAAUCAUCCGCGUAGGAGCCCUGCUCAACGUUACCGGCGAGAACAAACCCAACGUCACCUCCGGUCGCGGCCCAAUCGUGGCGGAUUACGUCUCCGGCACAACCCCGAACGAAGAUUACUCCCGACGUCUGCUGGCCGCGGACAGCUACGGGGCGUUCAACUUCGUCUCGGUCGAGCUGGAUCGGACCAAAGCUUCGGUGUUGCACGCAAGCAACGCCCCAACCGGAAUCAUCCGGUGUGAUCUGACGGCCCCGCUGGGAUUCGGCAACAGCACGAUGGACGUUCCGCUGGAGAAGGUUCGACACGGUCGCAAGCGGUUCGGCGACAUCGUGGACAAGCAGCUGAAGGUGACGACGGACUGCGAUAGGGACGCGUUGGUCGAGGACCUGUUUGGGCUGUUGAAGAGCAAAGAGAAGUACUUCCCGGACAAGGAGCUGUCCCGGCGGGCACCGGCUCAGGCGGAGAAGCUGGCCAGCAUUAACGUACGCUUUCCGGAGGCCGGGUACGGGAGUCGCACACGGACGGUCAUUCUGGUGGACCACCAGAACCGGAUGGAGUUUGUCGAGGAAACGAUGGUUUCGACGAGUCCGGAAGGCGAGUGGAAGAGGACGCACAUUCAGAGGCAGUUUUGAGAUUAACGGGGGGAGAAACGGAACCUAAUACGGGUGUGGACCAAUAUGCAUCAUCAUUAGUGAAACCUGCUCAAGGAUAACGUAAAACGUGUUUUAUAUUUUUGAGAUUGAAAAUUGCGAGAUUAAAUGGUAGUUGUUUCAGAGAUUAGUACUAAAAAAUAGACGACUAAUAAACAAUGUUUUCCAAUGC
Messenger RNA from Culex pipiens pallens (northern house mosquito), 1490 nucleotides. RefSeq names its product transport and Golgi organization protein 2 (gene Tango2). Lineage: Eukaryota; Metazoa; Arthropoda; Insecta; Diptera; Culicidae. Gene Ontology annotation, cellular component: Golgi apparatus. The transcript has 4 exons. Gene Ontology annotation, biological process: Golgi organization; protein secretion. Bases 443 to 1300 code for a protein of 285 amino acids. The record is from RefSeq and is a predicted model, not a curated record.